CAUCAUCUCAAUUCGCGGUAUGAAAAUAUUUUGUGAAUAUAACUAUAUUCAUGAAUUUUUACGAAUUGAAUAACUCGUUUUCUUUAUUAAACAUUAACAGGAUUGUAGUUCUGUGAAUUGUUAUAAAGUUUUAAAAUGAUAAAGGAAUAAAAAAGAGAGAUAUCAUGCGAUAAGUUAGUUUCAAAAAUACUUUCAGCUUGCGUUAGUUACAGAGGAGAGAACAAAGAGAGGAAAGCAUGACGUUAAAUUACAAAGCUGUGCAAAUCGAACUUCUCGAUGGAAACGAUAUAACACGUUCGAUAUAUAAACGAACAAAAACGAAAGAAAUACUGGAAAACAUUUUUCAACUUCUUAACAUCAUCGAGAAAGAUUAUUUCGGGCUAUAUUACACCCACUUGGAAACUGAUGAUAGGGUUUGGUUAAAACCAAAUUCGACAAUAUGGUCGCAAAUCGUUAAAUUAUUCGAUCCGCCGUAUCAGUUGUACUUCGGCGUAAAAUAUUAUCCUUAUGAUCCUUUACUGCUGCAAGAAGAUAUUACUUUGUAUAUGAUGUAUUUACAACUGCGAAGAGAAGUGAAGGAUGGCAAGGUUGUAUGUUCAGAAGUUGAACGAGCUGAGAUGUUAUCAUACAUUUUGCAGGCGGAAGGAGGAGACCAUGGUGAAAAAUACAUCCACAAACAUCGAAACUUUUUCGUCAACUUACAACGCAGCUCGCCUGAUUUAGAAAAUGCUGUUUUACAGAAUUACAAGGAGCUAAAGGGUACUGAUCCCGCCACCUGCGAAAUGAAGGUCAUGGAAAAAGCUCUCACAGUUACAUAUUACGAUCAAGAGGUAUACCAUGUCCGUUCUGAAGCUCAACCCGGUUUAAGACGGCUUACACUAACGCUUGGUCCGAUUGGUAUCGGAAUAUAUCAAAACACGACAAAGUUGGAUAUCUUUGGUUGGAUGGAAAUUUGGAAUGUCGGGUAUAUCAACCACACGUUUUGGUUUCGUAUCGUAAGGGAUGGAGAGAAAAGUAAACAUAAAUUUCACUUUGAGAACAGUAAAGUUUGCGAGCAUGUUUGGAAAGCUUUUCGAAACUUCUUUCAGUUUUACAUUCAAGACAAAAAAGUAGACCCCAGGCUACUAUGGGGCAGAGUGCCACCACGGUUUGAGCGAGUUACUCUGUUCACAGAACAAAAAGCAACCCCACUCAAACAGAUCGUGGCGCCUAAGAUAUCCCAAGAUAACAUAUCUGGGUUGACUCCUGAUCCUAUUGGAAACAGUAAUAAAAUUUUACAGGAUCACUAUCGAGUGAAACAUGAGAAAACGCAACAACUCUCCACCCCAGAUAAAAAGCUGACGGGUAGUGGGAAGCUUCGAUCAGAGAAAGGGAGUCGGAGUUUAGAACAUAUCUUUGACAAUUCUGAAAAGUCUAAAAAUGUUUUUCUGGUGUCUGGACAUACAGAGAAUACUGUUGAAAGCAUCACAACGCCCGUGUGAGAUUAGAAAGUACCUACUGUUAGAGGGCGGAAAGGCGUAAAUAUUUCUACAUGUAGUAUAAAUUUCCAAUUAGAUAAACAAAUACACAAAAGUUUUUAGAGUUUUUAAGAA
Messenger RNA from Hydractinia symbiolongicarpus, 1592 nucleotides. RefSeq names its product FERM domain-containing protein 3-like. Gene Ontology annotation, cellular component: cytoskeleton. The coding region runs from base 237 to 1481 and encodes 414 amino acids. The record is from RefSeq and is a predicted model, not a curated record. The transcript has 3 exons. NCBI's taxonomy places the organism in Eukaryota, Metazoa, Cnidaria, Hydrozoa, Anthoathecata, Hydractiniidae.